This is a messenger RNA of Temnothorax curvispinosus, 4194 nucleotides long. RefSeq names its product CCHC-type zinc finger protein CG3800 (gene CNBP). Gene Ontology annotation, biological process: positive regulation of cytoplasmic translation. Gene Ontology annotation, cellular component: cytoplasm. The record is from RefSeq and is a predicted model, not a curated record. Lineage: Eukaryota; Metazoa; Arthropoda; Insecta; Hymenoptera; Formicidae. Bases 1 to 468 code for a protein of 155 amino acids. Gene Ontology annotation, molecular function: single-stranded RNA binding; translation regulator activity; mRNA binding. The transcript has a single exon.
AUGAGUUCAAGCGCGUGUUACAAAUGUAACCGUAUGGGCCACUUUGCGCGGGAGUGCCCACAAGGCGGUGGCGGUGAAGAUAGAGGAGAUCGCGGACGCGACAGGGACGGCGGCUUCGGACGAGGCCGAGAGAAGUGCUUCAAAUGCAACCAAUUUGGACACUUCGCGCGCGAGUGCAAGGAGGAUCAGGAUCUUUGCUAUCGCUGCAACGGUGUCGGUCACAUCGCGAAAGAUUGUCAGCAGGGGCCGGAGCUGAGCUGUUACAAUUGCAACAAGACUGGUCACAUGGCGCGCAGCUGCCCGGAGGGCGGCAACGAUUCCGGCCGCUUCGCGAUGCAGAGCUGCUAUAACUGCAACAAGACGGGCCACAUCGCUCGCAACUGCACCGAGGCCGGUGGCAAGACUUGCUACAUUUGCGGCAAGACUGGUCACAUAAGCCGCGAAUGCGAUCAGGACGACAGGAAGUAGGAGAUAACCGGAAUCCGUGCCGCUCGCUUAACGAUAACGAUAAGCCGUUUACCGUCAUCGCGCGCGCCACUACCGGGAAUGGUAGCUAGGUAGGGAUGUGCGGACGUAUGUCUCGUUGACGUAUGUCUCGGUGCGUUUAUAAAUUCGCACAGGACGCCGUGGCUCCGUCGUCAACGCCGUGGUUGACGCCUGCCAAGUAUCAAUAUCGGCGUCGCCGCCGUAGCCAUUUAACGUCGCGCGUCCGUCAUAAACGGAUUUCUCCAUCUCUCCAGGCUCCCAUCUCCCGGAGGCCAGCCAGCUCUCCCCCCCCCCCCCCCCCCUCCCCCCUAAAGCCCUCCUCGCCCUUAUUCCUAAUCUCCUUCCCCUCUCUGCCCACCGUUGUUCUCUUCGCAAGGAUUUUUUUUUUCUUAACGAUGUCUUUAAGUUUUUAUUGCUGUUACACAUCGACACCCAUAUAACACGUAUACAUUUGCUACUACGUGUGAAUGAGAGCAGGGUUCAUCCUACGAGUAACACGUCUUACAAUUACAUUACAUUACUACAACAUUACAUUACAUCUACACGUAUGUGACACACAUGCACAUAUACACAUCCAUAUGACACGCAUACAUACACCACAACCUAUGUAAUAAUAUUAUAAACAUUCUAUUGACUUAGAGUAGAGACAUGAAUCCUCUGUCCCUUGACUUUCGAAUCGUCUCGUACGCGCAUUGUUUUCCGAUGCAAGAUGUAUGGAUUCUCGGGAAGCUCCACGCGUAGCCUCGCCGAGCAAUUGGCGCGCGGCCGGCGGUUUUGCGCGGCAUGAAUGUACGCGCGAAACUACCUCCACGCGCAUCCUUGACGGCUCUCGCAUUUGUAUGAAUAAAGUAAAUUUUACAAUACGUGACUGUUUACGAUUGACAAACAAGAAAAAAAUGAAAAAAAAAUAAUAAAGAACAGGCCGCCACGUUAAAAACAACGGCGCGUCCGUUGAGAAAUGAAGCAUGUCUUUGACACACGGAUUCACGAGCGAAUCACAAGGCACGGGCUCACGUCGCACUACUUUUCGCAUCCACGCAUCUUGUAUUCUCCGGUCCUCCCUCUCGAACUCUCUAGCCGACACUCAUAAAUCGACAAGUGAAGGAAAGCAAGAAAGAAUAAAAAAAAAAAGCAAUUCGGAAGCGGAACGCGGGAAAAUAGGACAAAGAAGUAUGCGAGAACACAUGCCGGCCCUGAAUGCAUAAAAAAAAAAUAAUGUUUAGUAACGCUAAUUUUUAAUGUGUAAGGAUGUAAUGAGGAUCUCACCCGAGCCGUUACUGUGCAUCACUUUUGCGUUUCUUUCGUUUCCUUUUCUAUUUUCUUUUUUUUCUUUUUAUAUAUAUACCGGACUCGUCUAGUUUUCAUUAUAGGUACGGACAAAAAGCGAAGUAUAGUUGUAGGAUUGUCAGUGUUUACAGGUUUAUAUGCAAUUAUACUCAUAUCCUCCGACUUCGAAGUAGGGCGAAAGAGAGAGAAGAAUAAUGUGCAUUUUCCUGACAUAAAAGGAAAGAAUUACGUUGCGAUUAAUAACCAGUAAGAUACGUCCGAAAUGGUCGCUACAUCUCAAUAUAUAUGUAUAUAUACAUAUAAACACGGUGGUCUGUACAAGUUGACACAUUUUGUACGUACACAAUCAUAAUUGUUAAUGACAAGACUAUAGAUUCAUAUUGUUCAUACUGUCGCGCCGGGGACUAUUGAUGGACCUGCGCGACGAAAAGAGGGGAGCCCACACAGGAGGAAGUGUACCAACCUUACUAUAUCCUUACAUGUUGCUGAAAAAUACUUCGUUACUAGGUAUAUGUAUAUAUAUAUGCGCAUGUGUGUAUACAUAUAUUUAUGCAUAUGUGCAGGAGCUGUAUUUUGUACUGUAAAAAGCUAGCUUAUACUCUGGUCGUUGCUGGUGACUAAUUCCAAUGGUACGAUUCUCCUUUUGUAUCUUCAACGAGAAAAAUUAUAUUUUUCAUGUAUAGAGUAUAAUCCCGAGGUCAAAUACUCUUUUUUUUUUCUUACUCAUAAGUUGUAGGGGACGAAAUUUUUCGUAUAGAUGCGAUCGGUAGAAGGAAAUCGACUGAUUCGAGGGGGAAAAAGAAAAGGCUAUUAUUCCCCGUUGCAUACGAAGGGGAUACGACCACUUUUAAGCUCGACGCGAGUACAAAGCGAGAUUUUUUCUUAUAUAAACGAGGGAAAGAAGAGGAUACGGAGCGCGCGCGAGCGCGUACCAAGCACGACGAAAUUAUGUUAGCGGGAGCCGCGACUCGUCCGACCGCGCGACAUUUCAAUCAAGUUAAAACGCAACGUGAACAACGCAAUUAGGAUAUAAGAUGCGAUUAGAAUCCCGACUACAUUAUCUGGAGUACCCCGGAACACACGCGUUCACGCCAAGUAGCAAGCAGCGCGGACUAUGCAGUUAUCAAUUCGGUCAUCCGGACGGCGAGUCUUUGUUCAGGCCGGAAAGGCGGAUCGCGCGGACUUAGCGUCCCCGAGGAGGAACGCUUCGGGAUUUUCGCGACGUCCGCGCGAUCCGUACACUUUGCGGACUUCCGGUGUGGUUCUACCAGCAGCGACAAUUGUGUAUUAACGUUCAGAAGCCAGGCGUGCCUGACUGACUGUCUCGGUGGAAGAAAGGCCCGGGGCGACGUCCGCCUUCCCGUCCCCCGGGGCGGCGGCGGCGGCGGCGCACUCCGGGAGUGUUUUUCUUAAUAGUAAACCCAGGUGUCCUGCAACAAUUUUAUACACUUAAACACACUGUUCGGGACUUAAAAACAAUACCGGAUCUCAUUGCGUAGUUUCGGUGUGCUAGUGCUCACGACGAGACUUGGAGAGGAUCAAACAAAUUGUACUUCGCUAUAUUGGAACCUUCGCGGACCUCUGGCGCUACCAAUGCGCGGACACACGUCGGACCAAGUAUUCCGGACCGCGCGAAGUGUCUGGGACGGAUGUGUCCGAAGGCUCGGGGUAUUAUCCUUCGUGUACUUUGAGGACUAGUCUCGAUUGGACUCGACUUAGGAACUCGGGUUCUUCGACGGAUUUGAUGCAUCCUUCGUUUCGAGGGUAUCUUGUACCUUUCUACCUCGGGGAUAUCUUUCACUGAUACUAGAGAGAAGCGAAGGAUGGAUCGGGUCACAUUCAAAGUUGGGAGUCCCGAUACCUCGGACGCGUCGUCAGACUUUUCUCAAACGUCUCUUUUAUACCGUCUGGCUGGGAAUGACUUGAAUACACAUCACACACGCGAGAGCAACAUAGUCUGGAUAGAUGCAACCGAUUCCCUCCGCGACACGGUCUCCGCGGUUUUGUUGGCGGCGGCAGAGGUCCAGACGAGCAUACGAAUAAUUAUUAUAAAGAAUAUAUAAAAAAAAAAAACGAGUGCGAUUAGGGCACCUGCGCUUUUGUCUCUGCUACAAGACUUACGUACGAAUAUUGUAAAGAAUACGACUGUUACAGUAUAUGAAUCUAAUUCGACCGGCAUGCGCACGCCGGGUCCACGGCUCGACUUAUAUAUUAAACUAAUCUAUAAAUACUAAAAAAAAUGAAGAAGAAGAAGAACCGAGAGAGAGAGAGAGAGUGAGAGAGAGAAAAAAGAAGAAGACGAGGAUGAAGAGGAAAGAAGAGAAAAAAAAUAAGCUACAAAGUAAUAAAAGGAUUAUGGAGUAUUCGAAGUUAUGUUUUUAAACUGAAUUUUUGAAAUAGAAUGUGUACGGAGAGGCAAAA